AUGGAACUUCCUGACAACCUUCUAAUGGGAUACAGAAUGCAGUGGGCCUUGAACCAGCCACUGGCUCUGGUCAAUGGACGGAAAUUUGUACACGUUAAUGUCUACAAACUGGCCACUCAAAGCCGCACGUUCAAAACAUUUCUCAGGGAGGUAGACAAGGAGAGGAGAAAUCAAAAGACAAAAAUAUGCGCAAAAAAUCGGAAGUGUACCCUGGACCAUGUUCGUACUGUGGAACCCCUUGAUCCCUUACUUGUUCAAUGUACCAAGGCCUCCGAUGUUCACGAUCUCGCACUAGCAAUUCACUUCUGUCACAUCGGACACUGCAAGAUCAGCGCAAUAGCCGACAUUGACAGGCCAGAUGAGGUGCCGCCGAGAAAACGUCGAGAGAGUAAUCAAUGGCCAAGCGCUAACGAGUCAGGUCAACUUCUUCUGAGUACUUCACAAAUCCACCUGACCGCCCCCAUGGCAGAGUGCACACUCUCAAGCGGAUUGAGGAUAGCUAAAACCUACGGCAUCGAUGACUUGCAUAAGAUGUGCGUCGAGUACAUUAGUAAGUCGUUGUCGUUGGAAUCAUGUUGGGAGCUGUGGAGAGAGGUCUUUCCUAGGUCACGCCUUCAGGAGAGGAACGACCCGCAAGCCCUGUUUCAGAAGGCCAUUCCAAUUGACGAGAAGGCCGCACAACUGUUGGUCAAUUUCGUGCGAACGAACUUCGUCCAUAUUCUGCGAUCUGAAAAAGGGUCAGAUAGGAAUGGGGCACCCCUAGAGGGCCUUAUGAAUCUCUCAGCCUACGAGUUGGAAUUACUGCUGGAUUCGGAUAGGCUAAACGUACGCAACGAGUCCGAUGUUUUGUGGACUCUUCAAUUGUGGAUUGAAGGCAAGUCUAAGUACCCCCAACUAGAGGUCUUCCUGCAACAAUGCGUGCCGAGAUUGGUGUUCAAGUGUAUUCGCUCAAAGCAGUUGGCUAUGGUCGACGUAGACUUGUUGUUGAAGUUGCCGGGAAUGCGUCCGUCCCGACGCCAACAACAUGUGGACCGUACUUCGACCCCAGAAAAUUCUGUGGAUGGGUUAGCCAAAUCCAAGGAAGACAGUGCAGACAUGCACAGUGCCUGCUUGGAGAUGCUUCAUCAAGCGCGGCGAAAACUCUUUCGUACCCUUCGUAACCUUCGUCCGCUGGCAGAGAAUAAAGGACUGGGACAGCCGAGCGACGGCGACAACGUAGCCGAGAUCACUGGCGGAGGGAAGGAUGCUCCUGGUCUUAUAAACUCAAAAGCAACUGACGAAAUGACUAAACUAGCCAAGCAAAACAACGAACAGAGACUACCGCAUGAGGCGAUAUUUGUCUUCGGCGGAUGGGAGAACGGAAAGCUAUGUAGCAAAGUGCGUGUGCUGGAUGCGCGUAUGGGUACUUGGGUGGUUCACGAGACAGCAAGCAAGCCAUCAUGUGUUGACUCCGGCGAAGAAGCCUCAGGUAUUGUGCUUCCCCACCCUCUGAUGAGCUUUGGAAUUACUAGUGUGAACAACCGAAUCAUUUACAUCGCCGGCGGAGAGAAGAAGAGUGGUCAGGCCACACAAGAAGUUAUCCGCUAUGAUUUUCAGAGGUCAGGUUCGGGACACCACGGUUGGAAGGGCUGCCCACCGAUGCAUGAGAUCCGUCGCGACCUAAUUUUGGUGAAUUUUCAAGAAAAGGCUCUUUACAGCAUCGGUGGAGAUAACAACAGGACUGUACUUCAGACGGUGGAAAGACUAGCUCUGGAUAAGAAGACCAAUAGUUGGACAGAAGUGGCGAGUAUGUUAGUCCCACGCGGGGCACCGGCAGGAGACGUGCUGGGCGGACAGAUUUACGUUUGCGGAGGAUAUACCGAGAGUCGCAUGGAGGCUUUGACAAACAGCUGUGAGGCCUACAACCCUGAGACAAAUCAGUGGACUCUCAUUCAACCCAUGGCCCAACCACGCUACUACGCAAACGCCAUAGCUUAUAAAAACCAUCUUUUUGUAUUGGGAGGAGGCGGUGAGAACGCUUCUCGGCUGGGGAGUUCUGUGAUGGCUCUGGGUUACAGCAGCACGGUGGAGCGGUAUACGCCCGAGGAUGGCAUCUGGGAACUGAUGCCAGCCAUCUCAGAGAGGGCAGACUUUGCGGCCUGCAUGAUGGAGGGGAGCAUUGUGUGCAUUGGCGGUGGCGGUGAGGCCUUUUGUACUGCCGACACAGAACUCUGGACACCAUGGGUGGGUAAUGUGCGGCCAACAAACGCCAUCAGUCAGGACGCCAUGCCACCUACACCGAGUGUCCGAUCUGUCUGGGUCGACGAUUCAGACGAUGACGAGCUGUCGGCCGGCGAACUGCCAGGGACCUCUACAGAUCCCGGUCCCAACAGUAGUAAUAAUGCGAGUAUGGGUACUCCAGCCUGGAUGAAUACCCAGAACGAGGAGACCGACCUUGGUUGGCGACCGGGAGUGGCUCUACCUGCGCCUGUAUGGGGUCAUCGGUGCAUCUGUAUGCAGGGCGUCGACAUUAUACUACCAUACAUAAGGCGAAAGAACCUCAGGUGUGAGCCGCUGUUUGAAUACGUCGCGCCGGUCAGAUGGAAGAUAGAUCAUCAGGCGGAAAAGCCCAUACUAGUGGUAGACUACAGGGACCUUGAUAGUGGUGCGGCGUUACUCGAAGGAGCAGAAUUCAACAGGACAUUUGGCAACCUACCCCCACAACUAAUGCCUGAGGAUGAUGAAGAGGAAGAUCAGGGGGGACAGGGGGAGGAGGAACAAAUAACAGUGAAAGUGGACAAGGGACAGUCGAGCGAAUCGGUGGGAAUUCGGCAGACAACGAGUGAAGUGGAGGAAGCCGGUCAAAAUUCCUCGACGCACGACUACUAA
Molecule: messenger RNA, 2868 nt
Organism: Spirometra erinaceieuropaei
Lineage: Eukaryota; Metazoa; Platyhelminthes; Cestoda; Diphyllobothriidea; Diphyllobothriidae
Source: the annotation of a GenBank genome assembly